Messenger RNA from Canis lupus familiaris (dog), 3180 nucleotides. RefSeq names its product reticulon 4 receptor (gene RTN4R). Lineage: Eukaryota; Metazoa; Chordata; Mammalia; Carnivora; Canidae. Gene Ontology annotation, cellular component: plasma membrane. The record is from RefSeq and is a predicted model, not a curated record. The coding region runs from base 1392 to 2975 and encodes 527 amino acids. Gene Ontology annotation, molecular function: protein binding. The transcript has 2 exons.
UGCUGCCUUGCCUACGUGCACAUGUGUUGAGGGGGAGGCUCUGGGCAGCCAGAGCUCACAGAUGGAGGGGCGAGAAACGGCUGCAGGACACGGCCCCACCUCUGUCUGCCUACCCCCGGGUCCUGGGAGUCUCCCUUCCACAGCCCGCUGGGUCUUUGUGUGUGUAUGUGUGUGUGUGUGUGUGACUCAGUAUGCUUCUGCACGUGUGUGUCUCCGCACGCGUGACCGUAUGCGCCUGUGGCCACAUCAGCAUGUGUCUCUUUGCCUCCAGCGUGGGUGACCAGGUUUUACCUGUCGUGUGCCCAGACGGGCUGUGACCAGGCUUUACCCAGAUCUUCGGCAGAGGCACUGAGGGCGUGUGCAGAGGAGCAAAUUCAACACGCCCAGCCUAGGGUGUGAGGCCAAAGCCCCCCCACCCCACCCCUGCCACUAUUGCCCCUCCCCCCAUGCUGGAGCCACAGUGCCGGGCAGUGAAGGCCCAUUUCCAACCUCGAGGUCAACACGGUGACAAACAAACUAGACCCUUCCUCUGUGCUUUCUAGUCGCUGUCCUCGAGCCCAAUGGGGUGCAGGUAUGUGCCCACACUGAGGCUGACCCGGGGCGACCUCAGGAAGGCCCUGCCCUCGGGCCUGAGUCCCAGCACAGUAGGAGCCUUAUUGGUAAGAUGUUCUGUGGUGUGUCACCUGCCUCAGGUGGGGGGCGGGGGGCACUGAGGUAGGGGUGCUGGUGUCCCACUCUCGCUGUGGUAAGGAGGACGUCGGGCCGGGGCUUGGAGAGGCGGGGCCGUACUGCCUGGUGCCCAUCCCUGUCCUUGUCUGUAGAAUGGGGACAAGUGGGUCAUCCUUAUAGAGCGUGCGGGGGUGAAACAGGGGUGGGCCGGAGGUUGGGGCAGGCGCAAGGGCUGGCCACUUCUCUUCUCUAAGCGGGUCGAGGGAGGGAGAAGCAAGCUCCAGAGGACGAACCGAGCCGGGGGGUGGUCUGCACCCUACCACCGGGCAGAGGGCUGCUCGCAAGCCCUGGUUGCUGGGUGUAGGACGGCAGAACAGCCUGGAUCUGGGUCCCCGCGCAGCCAGCCGUCGGUGGAACGACCUUGGGCGUGACAGUCCGCCUCUGUGUGCCUCAGCCUUCUCACCCGUCACUUGGGCCAGCAAGCGGGUCCGCCUUGUGGGUAGUCGGGGGCGCUUCCAGGUCAAGGUCCCCAUGGGGUUCUGAUGCCGGCGCUUUUGCCUUCAAAAUACGCAAAACAUCAACCCCCACACACCACCCCAGUCAGUGGUUCCCACAGAUGACGUCCUCCCAGCACCCUCGCAUUGCUGCUGGACCUCUUUUCUACCUGUUUGCAGAUAAGGAAACAAAGGCACACAGAGGUCACAGGGGAGUUGGAAAGGGUGAUGGGCAGCUGGGGAGCAGGAGGUGAGAGCCCCGCAGAAGGUGGAGGUGGCCAGCAACCCGCUUCCCCAGCUGCUCUGCCGCUCAGCAGCAGGGAGCCUGCCUCAGUUUCUCUAUGUGGAGAUUCACAGCCAGCUGGGGGUCCUGCAGUUGGGACGGGCCCUCUCCUGCGGUCACGGAUGAAAGGGAGCCAGCUGCUGGCCUGGGUGCUGUGGCUGCAGGCGUGGCGGGUGGCAGCACCAUGCCCAGGCGCCUGCGUCUGCUACAAUGAGCCCAAGGUGACGACGAGCUGUCCGCAGCAGGGCCUCCAGGCCGUGCCCACUGACAUCCCAGCCUCCAGCCAGCGCGUCUUCCUGCACGGCAACCGCAUCGUGCACGUGCCGGCCGCCGGCUUCCGGGCCUGCCGCAACCUCACCAUCCUGUGGCUGCAUUCGAACGCGCUGGCCCGCAUCGACGCUGCUGCCUUCACCGGCCUGGCCCUCCUCGAGCAGCUGGACCUCAGCGACAAUGCGCAGCUGCGUGCCGUGGACCCCGCCACGUUCCGGGGUCUGAGCCGCCUGCACACGCUGCACCUGGACCGCUGCGGCCUGCGGGAGCUGGGCCCGGGCCUGUUCCGAGGCCUGGCCGCCCUGCAGUACCUCUACCUACAGGACAACGGGCUGCAGGCGCUGCCCGACGAUGCCUUCCGCGACCUGGGCAACCUCACGCACCUCUUCCUGCACGGCAACCGCAUCCCCAGCGUGCCCGAGCGCGCCUUCCGCGGCCUGCACAGCCUCGACCGCCUCCUUCUGCACCAGAACCGCGUGGCCCGUGUGCACCCGCAUGCCUUCCGUGACCUCGGCCGCCUCAUGACGCUCUACCUGUUCGCCAACAACCUGUCGGCGCUGCCUGCGGAGGUGCUGGCGCCCCUGCGUGCCCUGCAGUACCUGCGGCUCAACGACAACCCCUGGGUGUGCGACUGCCGGGCUCGGCCGCUCUGGGCCUGGCUGCGGCAGUUCCGCGGCUCCUCCUCCGAGCUGCCCUGCAGCCUGCCCCCGCGCCUGGCCGGCCGCGACCUCAAGCGCCUGGCGGCCACCGACCUGGAGGGCUGCGCCGCGGCCGCCGGGCCCUCGCGUCCCAUCCGGACGGGCGGGCCGGCCGACGACGAGAGCCCGGGCCUCCCCAAGUGCUGCCAGCCGGACGCCGCAGACAAGGCCUCGGUGCUGGAGGCCGGGAGGCCGGCCUCGGCCGGAAAUGCGCUCAAGGGACGCGCGCCGCCCGGCGACAGCCCCCCGGGCAACGGCUCUGGCCCCCGGCACAUCAACGACUCCCCCUUCGGGACCCUGCCGGGCUCGGCGGAGCCCCCGCUGACCGGGCUGCGGCCCGAGGGCUCCGAGCCCCCGGGGCCGCCCCCCACCGGCCCCCGCCGGAAGCCCGGCUGCUCCCGCAAGAACCGCACCCGCAGCCACUGCCGCCUGGGCCAGGCGAGCGGGGCGGGCGGCGGGGCGGGCGACGCCGAGGGCUCGGGCACCCUGCCCCGCCUGGCCCGCGGCCUGGCCCCGCUGGGCCUGGCGCUGCUGCUCUGGACGGUGCUCGGGCCCUGCUGACCCCGCCGCGGCCACGCGUGUACAUAGGGGCCCCCCGACGGGCGCCGCCCGCCCGCCCCGUCUCCACCCCGUCAUGUUUACAGGGUGCGGCGGCGUUUGUUCCAGAACGCCGCCUCCCACCCGGAUCGCGGUAUAUAGAGAUAUGCAUUUUAUUUUACUUGUGUAAAAAUAUCGGACGACGUGGAAUAAAGAGAUCUUUUCGUAA